Messenger RNA from Alternaria arborescens, 915 nucleotides. RefSeq lists its product as hypothetical. The record is from RefSeq and is a predicted model, not a curated record. The transcript has 3 exons. The coding region runs from base 1 to 915 and encodes 304 amino acids. NCBI's taxonomy places the organism in Eukaryota, Fungi, Ascomycota, Dothideomycetes, Pleosporales, Pleosporaceae.
AUGGACGCAACCUCCUCCGAAUUGAUCCACUUCGUUGUCGUUCCGGUCGAAACUGUAAUGGCUUGCAUCUAUGUACUGGUCAACGUCGUCUCAUCCCUUCCUGCCGAUAUACUGGAUAUCCAUCAGGACCAUCAGGACGCUCAGCGCCUUCGAAUGCUCAUUGCCAAUGGUAGAAGCUUGAUCUACGACAUCGCAUCAUGGCCUCUUGUUGUACAAGAGAAUUCUCUCAAGCACCGCACAAUCAGCGAAUUACAUGAAGUCGCGUCGGUCUGGCUAGAGCGUUCUCUAUUCAAACAGAAUUUUGAUGAACUCAGAGAGUAUUUAGAGUUGCUACAUGGCUUCUCCUCCAACGGCAUAGAGGUGAAGGAAGAUGGGACUAUGGAGAAUGCUUGGACCGUCCUCCUCAAGCAGGAUGAGACAAGGGACUGGGGAAACAUGCUACAAUAUCACCGGUUCUUGACUCUAUUCACGUCGAUGCGAGAACAGGCCCCAAAAAGGAUGUUUGCGAAGGGUUUUAGUGGAGAGUAUCAGGAACGUACCUUAGGUAUAGAGAAUAGAGAUAUGUUGCUACAGGCUGAGAGCCUAAGCGCUGUCGAUGAGUCAUCCACCGUCAUCAUGAAUACUUCGUCGGCUUCUCGUAGUGUCUCCCUGGCCCUCACUGAGCACCCGGACAACAUCGCCAGCGAUAUUACUGAGCAACAGGCUGUCCUUCCACCAACCCUCAAGUACAUCGCCAUCAUUGAGACCAAUACCGACAAGGCCUUCUUCAAUUUCGAUCCCUCAGACAUUAACGAGAAGAAGCGGGAGAUCCUUAACAGUGCGAAGGAAAUGUGUACUCGGAUGGUAUCUAAAGGCUACGGAGGCAAAGUCAAGCUGCAAGACAUCAUGGACAUCGCUGUCGACAUGGCAAAGUAG